AUUAUCUCAAUUGAGUGGUCUUUGUUCGAGGAGAGAAGGAUUAUCUUGCAAAAAUCGAGCUGGAACGAGCAAAGGUCUGUGAACUCGAGCUGUGAGAGUGCUGAGACUGUUUGGUCGAUAUCUCGAGUUUUACAAGUCCAAUUAAGGCGUGUGAGAUACCCACAGAAAGCUCUCAAGACGAGGAAUCCGUGAAGGUCUGGUUUGCAGGAAUCGGAGUUGUGGAAGGCUUCCAAAUCGUCCGAGCAAAACACAACCUCGCAGGAGAGGAUUUAAUCUUCUAAAGAAUCGAGUUAGCCGGAAAACACCCGUUCUAGGGGCUGUUUUCAUAUCAACGAUUAAGGGUUGAACUAGCACUUUGAGGAGGCUGUUUAACACUCAUAUUUGAGCAAGGAAUCAGUCCCAAAUCCACCUUGACCAAAGAUUUGACCAUUGGACCAAGAAGGGAAAGUUUAAAGCUCAAUUGAGGUUGAGGCUAGAGCUUGCUUCCUGUGCUCGUUGCUCGAGAGAUCAUCUAGGAGCGAAGACUUGAAAUGGACCGUGGUGGCAGGAUUACUAGGAGAAACCCGACCGGCCGUGUACCAGUGGAGACUGGACAGGGCAGUCGAAGGACCUCUAGGGCAUCUAGAGGAGCUGGCCGUGGAGGCCGAUCACAGACCGUGAGUGACGGUCAUGUGGACACAGAAAGUGAAACCUACUGGUCCUAUGAGGACUCGACUUACCAACCGGAAACUGAGCCGGUUGAGACCCCUUACGAAGGGGAUGACGAUGAUGUAAGUGAUGAAGAGGGGGAGAAUGACUCCCUAGCAAGAAUUGAGGCGCUGCUCCAACAAUAUCAACGGGAGCGCGAGGAAAGGAGGCAACGCCGAAGACGGCGAGCGGGGCAACCUUCGGGCAUGGCUUCGAGAGGAGGAAGUCAUGGUGCAUCUAGAGUCCAUGUGGAACCACAUGGAGGCCAAAAUGAUGGAGGUCCAACCAUAAGGAUCUCCAAAUUUAUCAAAGAAGCAAGAGAUUUGGGGUGCAAACCCUUUGAUGGAGCAGGGGACAUUUCAGUUGCAGCACAAUGGAUUAAGAGGCUAAAUCAAGCAGCCCUUGACAUGCAAAUCGCGCCAAAUCUCAAACUGAGAAUUGCGGUAAGAUUGCUCGAGGGGAUGGCAUCCAAGUGGUGGGAUGGAACCAAGAGCAAGUACGGUGAGACCGUCGUUUGGGAGGACUUCCAACGGGAGUUCUUUGCCCAAUAUUAUUCUGAUUUUGAGGUGAACAAGAAGGUGAGGGAAUACACCCUCCUGACCCAAGGAGGUAACAUGACAGUGAAGGAACUUGAGUACAAGUUCCGGGAUCUCGCCGACUACAUACCGGAGUAUGCUUGUGACGAGAACCGAAUGGUAAACCACUUUUGGGAUGCUCUUGACUUGGAGAUACGUGAUAGGGCAACACAAUUGCCUAAUAUGACCUUCGCCCAAGUGGUUGACCAAGCGUUGAAGGGGGAGAAACAGUGGGAGGAGAGGAAGAAGAGAGACGCCGAGGAGGCGAAAAAGAGAAAAUGGGAGAGUCAUGGCUCCCAAGGUUCCAACAAAAAGGGGAACCAUGGAGGAGGAUCUUUCCGGGCACCGCCGCCACCGUCUAGGGGGAAUCAAGGCCCGAGUGGGCAAGGCUCGAGGUCACAAACCUCGGUGGUAACUCGUUGCAACAAUUGCAAGAGGAACCACUCCGGUAAAUGUCGCGACCCCCCUAGAUGUUUUCAAUGUGGGGAUGCCGGGCAUUUGAAGGCGCAUUGCCCACAAUUGGGUGGGACAAGGACAUCGGGACCGAGCAGUGGCCCGACGGGUACACGGAAUCAAACCGGAGCUUCUCAAGCGAGCCGGGGACAUGGGGGAGCGAGUGCGAGCAACGCGCCAUCCGUGAAUCAAGGAAGAACUCAAGCUAGAGUUUAUGCGAUGACGGAGGCGGAUGCUCGAGCUAACCCGGACUCGGUUGCAGGUUGAGGCUAGAGCUUGCUUCCUGUGCUCGUUGCUCGAGAGAUCAUCUAGGAGCGAAGACUUGGUUCGUGCUUCCUCCAUUCGGAUUUUAAACAUUAAUAAACAUGCUCAUGGAUAUUUUAAUAUAGAGCCUGCGUGCUCAUGAAUAGCCCUGUGUGGCCCUUUUGUUUUAAACAAUGUUUUCCGCUGCUUUAUGAAUUACUUAUUAUGUUGUUUAUGGAUGACUUGUGUGUGAAUGAUAUUCAUGACGCCUUGUAUAAUAU
Molecule: messenger RNA, 2239 nt
Organism: Cuscuta epithymum
Lineage: Eukaryota; Viridiplantae; Streptophyta; Magnoliopsida; Solanales; Convolvulaceae
Source: the annotation of a GenBank genome assembly